ACGCGUUCGCAUCUGGUUCAAAUAUUAACUAUUCACUUGUAUUCACUAUGCAUUCAAAGUAUUCUUUACAAGUAGCCUAUUCAUUUUUAAAAGUAACCAUUCCACUUUCCAUAGUAUAUCUUUAUUCUAGUGCACUAGCACACAAAUUACCAAUUUUAAGUGCAUUAUUAAACAUACAACCUACUAGGAAAUUCACAGUAUUUAAUUGGGCUAACUGCAGAUAUUACUUAACUAGGCUAACUAGUGACCAGGUUAACUUCUAAAUUGACAUUACAAAUUACAUAAUUAAAUAGUUCAUUAGAAGAUGUUCAUUUUUCGAAGGACAAAGAAUGCAAUGCAUAGUGAUGCUUUCAGUACAUUAAGCGCUAUAGCAACAUAAUAGACUGUAGUUCUUUCUAAGGUCUACAAUUUAAAACGGCUUUCCAUACAGUGCGUCUUCCACCCCGAGAAGAUGUUGAGUUUUUGUUCGCGUGGAAACACAUUUUAGAUAGAGCUCUGCUCCUGUGAAUGAAAGACCCUCCCUUGUUGCUGCGACGCCUGGUUCUUCAGACCGUCAUUACGAACGAUCCGCUUGAAUGGGACCUCGGACUAUUCAAAGCAACAUCGAUUGUGCAUACCUUUUUAAAGGCCACUGGAAUUGCUGAAGGCAAGAUCUGCUGCUGGUUCGUCUGUUCGUCCUCAAAGAAAACGGACGUGUAGCGGGUUUUUUGUUUUCCAGGGGAAGCUGUAACACAAUAGGGACGCUGGAGUUAUGAAGGCUCGACGGAUGACUGGCGCUGUCCGUUCAGCACCACCCUGCGCCCAAUGACACCAUAAUAAAACCCUCCCUGACGCCCUCAAACCCGAGUCGGGGGGGAUAUUGGGAUAUUGGAGGGUAAACGCGUUCGCAUCUUAGAAGUCAUUCAAGGGUUUUGGAAUUCUAUUGUUGGCAUUGACACUUUGAGGCGCACCUGGCACGAUCGUAAACACAUUUGAAUUUUCUGAACAUGGGUCCCAGCGCUAUGAUGACGGUCCACGGGUUGGAGAUAUGACUAGAGGGGUACGCGAUGGGCCAAGGGGACGACAAGGAUCGCAUCGUGAUCAACGUCGGAGGAAUCAAGCACCAGACCUACCGCAGCACCCUGCGCACCCUGCCCGGCACUCGACUCUCCUGGCUGGCGGAGCCCGACGCGCUUAAUAACUUCGAUUAUGAUGCGAACAUCGGGGAGUUUUUCUUCGACCGUCACCCCGGCGUUUUCUCCCACAUUCUUAACUAUUAUCGCACGGGCAAGCUGCAUUGCCCGGCGGACGUGUGCGGACCUUUGUAUGAGGAGGAGCUGGCGUUUUGGGGGAUCGACGAGACAGACGUGGAACCGUGUUGCUGGAUGACCUACCGGCAGCAUCGAGAGGCGGAGGAGGCUUUGGACAGCUUCGCCGGGGUUGCUCUGGAUCUCGGGCAUGAAGACCCGGAGCCUGAGGGGGUUGCUGAAGCGGCCGAGGGGGAUGAGGGCGUUGAGAUGACCCGGAGACUGGCGCAAGGCGACUCGCCCGAUAACAGGUCCGGGCGCUGGAGCAGGUGGCAGAAAAAGACGUGGGCGCUCUUUGAGGACCCGUAUUCCUCAAAAUACGCACGGUGGGUAGCAUUUGCAUCUUUGUUCUUUAUUUUGGUGUCCAUUACCACAUUCUGUUUGGAGACUCAUGAGGCCUUCAAUCCCAUCAUCAACCACACAGAGACUUACAUGGUGGGCAAUGAAACGAUGGAGCGUGUCUUUCCUGUGACGGAGACUAUGGUGCAGUUAACCUACGUUGAGGGUGUCUGUGUUGUGUGGUUCACUUUUGAGUUUCUAAUCAGAGUGACUACCUGUCCAAACAAAUUAAAAUUUGUCAGAAAUGCCCUCAACAUCAUCGAUUUUGUGGCCAUCCUCCCCUUCUACCUGGAGGUAGGGCUGAGCGGACUCCCCUUCAAAGCAGCAAAAGAUGUGCUGGGUUUCCUCCGUGUGGUACGAUUCGUUCGAAUUCUCCGUAUAUUCAAGCUGACGCGACACUUUGUGGGUUUGCGAGUACUAGGGCACACACUCCGUGCCAGUACCAAUGAAUUUAUCCUCCUCAUUAUUUUCCUUGCACUCGGAGUCUUAAUCUUUGCCACUAUGAUCUACUAUGCUGAACGUUUUGGAAGAAACCUCAAUGAUCCUAAUGCCAGUAAUGGCACACACUUCAAGAACAUCCCGAUUGGCUUCUGGUGGGCUGUGGUAACAAUGACAACUCUUGGCUAUGGCGAUAUGUACCCUCAGACGACAUCCGGCAUGCUGGUGGGUGCACUGUGUGCCCUGGCAGGUGUGCUGACGAUUGCCAUGCCUGUACCUGUAAUUGUGAACAACUUCGGCAUGUACUACUCCCUAGCCAUGGCGAAACAAAAACUACCAAAGAAAAAAAAUAAACAUAUCCCACGAGCACCUCAACUGGGGUCUCCCAACUACUGCAAGUCAGCGAUUAACUCCCCACGACCCAGCACACAUAGUGACACAUGCCCCCUGGCGCAGGAAGAGGUCUCUGAGAUCAGAUACCAAGAUUUUAAAGUGAACGGGGAGCCGUCCAAAGCUGCCCUGGCCAAUGAGGACUGUCCUCACAUCGACCAGGCAGUGUCGCCCGAGGAAGUCUUCAGCCCCGUGGACCGUGAGAGACCCUGCUUCCUGCUCACCUCCGGAGGAGAACGAGCCAGUCACACAGGGGGGAGAGUCAGGAAGGAGACCCAGCGCGCCAACCGAAGCAGACAACCAACCGAGUCAGUGUGUGUAAUGAACCAUGGUGUACCAACCACUAUGUGUGUCAACCAUAAAGCCACAUCCCCCACCUGAUAGUACCGUAUUUAGCACGUUUGUAAGUGUGUGCUGUUGUAGAUUAGCACUUCUCUUCCGAGUUGUGCCUAAGGAUUAAUUCAGCGUAGAUGUAGCACAGUUACCAAGAGAAGCUGUAGCUGUUCAGCCGUAUGUAGCGUUGUUUUGUACGUGGUUUAUUGUGCUGUGCGAAGUGCCUGUUGUUUUUCCGUUCGUGAGUGUCAGUGUUGUACAUGGUACUUGUGUGUGCUAGUGUUGUGAAAACAUGACCUUUCUUUUAUCUCAUUGAAGUGUUUGUUUUAGGUUGUUUAAAUGUUGUAAAAAUGUUACUCCAGUCACUAAUCACAUUUCAAAAAAAACAAAUCACCAAACUUUGUGAUCAUGUUUGAGUAAGGAGAAAAAAAAAUUAGCAACUGUUUUCCCGCAUUUUGUACUAUUGUAGUUACCAUGUAGAAAAAUGCCUUUUGCACUGUUUGCACCCUUCACUUUUACAUUCCUUUCUGCAGAACAAAUGAAAAUUUGAUAUAUUUUGUAGCUGAUUGGCUGGUAACUUUAGAGAUGCACCGCGUACUAAUCAGAUGCGACUAAUCAGGCUCCGCCCUCAAUGAAAUCUUACUGAUUCAAAAUUGUAUUUGUCUUAAAUAUUUAUAUUUGACAUUUAAUAUAUGGCGAUUGUGUUCUGAAUGGUUGUGAAAAUAUGUAGUUGCUGAAAAUUUGAUUAAAUACGGUUAUUUUUUGACAGAUGAAAUGUUAAAUUUAUUUUGUUGACUUUUGAAAAUCAAAUUCUUUUUUUUUUUAAACUAGGAAAGAAGUGAUUUUGAUGCACAAAGUUAUUUAAACCCAUGAAAAUGAGGAUCCUGUUGUAAAUCACUUUGUAAACCUGCCUUAUCGAUUGUGUUCUGAUUGGCUGUAUUUUAGCAUAAAAAGAUGUUACCGCUGAAAAUUUUAUGUGUCGUGCCUGGUUGGAACGCGGUGUUGGAUUUGAAGGUAAACUUAAGCUUGUUAGCACAUUAUUGGGACCAAACUCAGAAUAUUUGAAUGAAUUGAAUUGAACCAUCAUUGAGUUUGAUGAGGAAAAUGUUUGAUAAAUGCUUAGUUUACUUUUGAAACUUGGAGGUUUUCGUAGACACCAUCACGAGAGACAAUCCUGCACAGAACAAAAACACAACUCUUUAUAGAGAACAUACAGGGUUUAUAAUUGUAUAAACGAAAGGAUCCGAUGCCGAGUCUCUAGUUUGUUUCGACAUUUAUUUUUCAUUGUUGUGAAAAUGUGAAGUAAACCCAAUUCUUUGGGACCAAACUAGUGCACUGCCAGUUGUAUCACGGGAAAUGUCGACAUUGGUCGUUUCUUUACAAUAUGCUGGACUGUUCAAAGACCCUACCACAGCAGAGCACAAACAACCGUAUAUAAUAAAACCUCCAAAGGUUCACAAUCUUUAGGACUGCACAGUUUUUGGACAGAGUAAACAUCGAACUUCCUGGCAAAAGGCGGCAUCCCAAACGUUUGUGCCGUUUUAUGAGACGUUCCUUGUGUUUUUCAGCACAUUGCAGUGGAUAGUAUGGAUAGUUAUCUGAAACCAGGUGUUUUCAUUAAUGGUUUGAGUUGACAUAUUGUUAAGGCAAUUUUGUGUCUUUUUCUGAUGAGGGAAUUAAAAAAAAAAUCAAUCAAUAAAAAAAUUACAAUAAAAAGCACUAAAA
Molecule: messenger RNA, 4511 nt
Organism: Carassius auratus (goldfish)
Lineage: Eukaryota; Metazoa; Chordata; Actinopteri; Cypriniformes; Cyprinidae
Product: potassium voltage-gated channel subfamily C member 1-like
Exons: 4
Coding region: 1047-2834 (595 amino acids)
Biological process (GO): protein homooligomerization; action potential; potassium ion transmembrane transport
Cellular component (GO): voltage-gated potassium channel complex; dendrite membrane; presynaptic membrane
Molecular function (GO): protein binding; delayed rectifier potassium channel activity
Source: RefSeq, a predicted model, not a curated record